Messenger RNA from Parnassius mnemosyne (clouded apollo), 2043 nucleotides. NCBI's taxonomy places the organism in Eukaryota, Metazoa, Arthropoda, Insecta, Lepidoptera, Papilionidae. The record is from the annotation of a GenBank genome assembly.
AUGAUUGAGGGAAUGGUGAAGGAUGGUGUUAUUGAACCUUCAUCUAGUCCAUGGUGUUCACCUGUGGUGCUGGUAAAGAAGAAAGACGGCAGCAUGCGGUUUUGUGUUGACUAUCGCCGCCUGAACGACGUUACAAAGAAGGACAGCUAUCCCUUGCCAAGAAUUGAUGACACGCUGGACAUGCUUACAGGCGUAAAGUGGUUUAGUACGCUAGAUCUGAAAAGUGGCUACUGGCAGGUUGAAAUUGACCCUAAGGACAAGGAGAAAACUGCAUUCUCCACAGGAAAGCGUCUGUGGCAAUUCAAAGUCAUGCCGUUUGGAUUGUGCAAUGCUCCAGCAACGUUUGAAAGGUUGAUGGAGCUUGUACUUACCGGGCUAAUUGGAGAUGCUUGUCUGGUCUAUUUGGAUGACAUCAUCAUCGUAGGCCGUACGUUUGAGGAGCACCUUCAAAACCUGGAACGCGUGCUCAUGAAGAUCCAGAGUGCCAACCUCAAGUUGAGUCCAAAGAAGUGCUCACUAUUCAAACGACAAGUUAGUUUUUUGGGGUAUGUAGUGUCGGAAGAAGGAAUCCGCACGGAUCCAGAGAAAAUUGCUGCUGUCAAGGAGUGGCCGGUCCCAAAAGACAAGACACAGGUUAGAGCAUUUUUGGGUUUGUGCUCUUAUUAUCGGCGAUUUGUGAAGAACUUUGCAGAUAUAGCCAAACCUCUGCACAAGCUAACCGAGGAGAAGCGACAUUUCUGCUGGGAUGAAAGUUGCGAUAUUGCAUUCCAGGAGCUCAAGAACCGUCUGUGCAAAACACCUAUUUUAGGGUACCCUGAUGCGGGCAAGGAAUUCAUAGUUGACACAGACGCAAGUGAUAUAGGACUUGGCGGAGUGUUGUCUCAACGGAAUGGUGAUCAAGAGAUUGUGAUAGCGUACUUCAGCAAGUCGUUGUCAAAGCCGGAAAGGAACUAUUGUGUCACAAGACGGGAAUUGCUUGCUGUGGUAAAGUCCUUGCAGCAUUUUAGCAAAUAUCUUCUAGGGCGGAAAUUCUACUUACGAACUGACCAUGCUGCACUGAAAUGGCUAUUGCAGUUCAAAAAUCCGGAAGGACAAGUUGCGAGGUGGAUUGAACUACUACAGGAAUACGACUUUGUGAUCGAACAUCGCAGCGGGAAAUCUCAUGGCAAUGCAGAUGCAUUAUCAAGAAGACCUUGCCCUGAAGAUUGCAAGCAUUGUACUAGGCAAGAGGGUAAAGAAGUGGUAUCUGCGAGGAUAUUCAGGACAGACCAGCUCAGCAAUGAAUGGAAGGACAGCCUACAACAUGCACAGCAGGAAGAUUCGGACAUUAAGCCGAUUCUGGAAUGGAUGAAGGCCAGUGCUCCUAAGCCCAAGUGGAGCGACGUCUCAGCAAUGAGUUCGACCACGAAAAGCUAUUGGGCCCAAUGGGACAGCUUGCUGAUUCAGGAUGGAGUCCUGUGCCGUAAAUGGGAAAAUAGUCGGGGAGACAGGUGUCAUUUGCAAAUGGUUGUCCCUAAGGCUAAAGUACCGGAUGUUCUCCAGCUGUACCAUAGUGGUUGUUCAGGAGGCCACCUGGGAGUUAAACGAACUCUACUGAAGAUCCGAGAACGGUUUUACUGGGUCCACUGUCGUGACGAUGUCGAGGACUGGUGCCGCAAAUGUACAAGUUGUGCGGCUGUAAAGGGACCUCAAAUUCGUAGUAGAGGCGCAUUGAAAUUGUACAAUGUUGGUGCACCAUGGGAGAGGAUAGCCAUUGACGUUGCAGGGCCGUUUCCGGAAAGUGAAAGUGGUAACAAGUAUUUCAUGGUUGUGAUGGAUUACUUUACUAAGUGGCCAGAAGUCUUCGCCAUUCCAAAUCAAGAAGCUUCAACAGUUGCAGAUAAACUAGUUCAUGAAGUCUUCUGUCGUUUUGGAGUACCUUUAGAGAUUCACAGCGAUCAAGGAAGGAAUUUUGAGUCUCAAAUAUUCCAAGAAACUUGCCGAGUUAUGGGUACUCAGAAAACACGAACAACUUCUUACCACCUGAUGCCCCACGCAGUAUAA